Molecule: messenger RNA, 713 nt
Organism: Cajanus cajan (pigeon pea)
Lineage: Eukaryota; Viridiplantae; Streptophyta; Magnoliopsida; Fabales; Fabaceae
Gene: SUMO1
Product: small ubiquitin-like modifier 1
Molecular function (GO): protein binding
Source: RefSeq, a predicted model, not a curated record
AAGAGGCUUCCGUAAUCAUAAUUUCGCAGAGCUUAUACAGAAUUUGUCGGCGGUGACAAAAGCAAACAACAAGCGGAGAGUUCGAAGAUGUCGGGUGUUACCAACAACAACGAGGAGGACAAGAAGCCGAGCGAGCAAGGAGCGCACAUCAAUCUCAAGGUCAAGGGCCAGGAUGGAAAUGAAGUUUUCUUCAGGAUCAAGAGAAGCACUCAACUGAAAAAGCUGAUGAAUGCUUACUGUGACCGACAGUCAGUGGAUUUCAACUCAAUUGCUUUCCUGUUUGAUGGUCGCCGCCUCCGAGCUGAGCAGACUCCAGAUGAGUUGGAAAUGGAGGAUGGGGAUGAGAUCGAUGCCAUGCUUCAUCAGACAGGAGGUGCUGUUGUCUGAAGGAUGUGGUCCACCUUUGUCCUUGCAUUAUAAGUAGAAUUAGUUUAACUUAGAGAGCUAGGCUAAGGCAUAAGAUACAUAUUCUAUUAUCAUCUAUGCUAUAUUAUAUACAGCUUUUGUCGCUUGACUUAGGUGUUAUGCUUCCUUUGUUAAUAUCAUUAUGAAUGGAGUGAUAUAAUAUUUCAGCUUCAUUUUGUCUUGAGCAGCCUCCAUGAGAGUGAUACAUCUCCAUUAUGAAACAUGUGUUGGAUGUUUAGAUCAUGUUUUGAAAAGUCUUGAAAGGAAUAUUUGAUAGACAUGUGAAUGGACAUGCGAUUUUUAAUUUA